UGAGGAGUCGGUACGGGGGCCCAUGGCAGAUUACGGGCCUGGCAGCAGCAAUGGGAGGCCCGUAAUCUGCCAGCACCCUAUGACAAAAUGGAACCCACCAGCAGUGUGAGGAGACCUGAAAGUGGCACAUGGCAGAGUGUGGCGAUGGAGACAGCAGCAAUGGGAGGCCGUACAGGGACCCAUGACACACUCUGGACCUGGCAGCAGCAUGAGGAGUCGGUACGGGGGCCCAUGGCAGAUUACGGGCCUGGCAGCAGCAAUGGGAGGCCCGUAAUCUGCCAGCACCCUAUGACAAAAUGGAACCCACCAGCAGUGUGAGGAGACCUGAAAGUGGCACAU
This is a messenger RNA of Staurois parvus, 339 nucleotides long. NCBI's taxonomy places the organism in Eukaryota, Metazoa, Chordata, Amphibia, Anura, Ranidae. The record is from the annotation of a GenBank genome assembly.